Messenger RNA from Mirounga angustirostris (Northern elephant seal), 5677 nucleotides. Its product is annotated as protocadherin alpha-C2. The transcript is spliced from 4 exons. Gene Ontology annotation, molecular function: calcium ion binding. Gene Ontology annotation, biological process: homophilic cell-cell adhesion. Gene Ontology annotation, cellular component: plasma membrane. The record is from RefSeq and is a predicted model, not a curated record. Bases 1114 to 4128 code for a protein of 1004 amino acids. NCBI's taxonomy places the organism in Eukaryota, Metazoa, Chordata, Mammalia, Carnivora, Phocidae.
AGAACAAAGAAAAUGUCUUGGAUGAUAAAUUUAAAAGAUUUGGAGUAAAAGAAGGAAAAGCUUGAGGAAAGAAUUUCUUUAAAAUUUUACCAGAUUUCCCCACUCUGAUAUAAAGGGGUCAAAUAAGACCUUAGCCUGCAGUUUCAUGGAGCCAUUUUUGAAAGAAAAAUUUAAAACUUGAAAUAUUGGUUAUUUGCCAAGGUACACACUGAAAGCAAGCCCCUGGCUACCAGCAGAACGGAGUACUGGGAUCCCAGGAUGUUAGUUUUAGGCUUGCUCCGCAGAAGAGAACCGCACUUGCCAUCCCCCUCCCUUUGCCCCAGGAGUUGAACACUUUCUGCACUAUUUAGGAGCAUCGUAGGGAAAAGGUUGGGGUCAGGUGAACAAUUCCCGUCAUCAGCAACCCCAGAGCGCCUUCCUUGCGUUUGUUUCUUUUGAAUGUGUAGCCGCCGCCCAGGUGCCCAUACUUAGCUAAGGCCCCCAGUUUAUUUUCCUGAAUCGCGCUCGGAAAUCUUUUCCUGGGAAGGUGAUAGCCCAAGUCCUAGAGACAUAACUGCUUGUCCUAGAAUAAUCUCCUUACGAAACCCGUUCAACGGCCGAGGGACGGUGGAGACUGGCUGAACAGGGAGAUGGGGGCAGGGAGAAAGGGAGUGGCCGCGUUCCCGCGGUCCGCCGGGAUCCCGCGGGUCCAGGGCGAAGGAGCCGGAGCUGGAGUGGCUGGAGCGACCGAUCACUCCGGGUCGCCGUCUGCCACCUCGGUGCGGAACCGGAGCCGGACUUGCUGAGCACUCCUCCCCCUCCCCUUCUGCUUCCUUUUCCCUCCCCCUGGAGCGGCGGCGGCGGCGACGGGCAGGCAGCGGGGCCAGGCGGAGCGACUGUGCGGCGAGCGGAGGAGCUGGGAUAUGGGGAGUCGGCGGGGGCGGCGGGGCCAGGAGCCCUCCGGGGGGCCGACGAGCGGAGCGGCCCCCGGCGUUUGCUAGCGCGUGAGCCGUGGGGGAGCGGGCGCGCGGUGGCACUAGCGGAGGCGGAGGCGGGGCCCGGGCGUGGAGCACGGCUGGGAAAACUGCUGCCUCCGGCCCUGCCCGGCUCCUGCCUCCGCCGCGGCCGGUGGCUAUGGAGCUGGCGGGCCCCAGACCUGGGGCGACAGAGCAUCCGCGACUCCGGCCGCCCAUGUCCUGGCUGCUGCCGCCGCUGCCCCUCCUGCUGCUGCUGCUGGGCCCAGCGGCCUCCCAGCUGCGAUACUCGGUGCCGGAGGAGCAGGCACCCGGCGCGCCUGUGGGCAACGUGGCUAGCGCGCUGGGGCUGGAGCUGCGGCGCCUGGGGCCCGGCUGCCUGCGCAUCAACCAUCUGGGUGCGCCCAGUCCGCGCUACCUGGAGCUGGACCUGACGAGCGGCGCGCUCUUCGUCAACGAGCGCAUUGACCGGGAGGCGCUGUGCGAGCAGCGGCCUCGCUGCCUGCUCAGCUUGGAAGUGCUGGCGCACAGCCCCGUGGCGGUGAGCGCCGUGGAGGUGGAGGUCCUGGACAUCAACGACAACUCGCCGCGCUUCCCGCGGCCCGACUACCAGCUGCAGGUAAGCGAAUCGGUGGCCCCUGGAGCGCGCUUUCACAUAGAGAGCGCGCAGGACCCCGACGUGGGCGCCAACUCGGUGCAGACCUACGAGCUCAGCCCCAGCGAGCACUUCGAGCUGGACCUUAAACCCCUGCAGGAGAACAGUAAGGUGCUGGAGCUGGUGCUGCGGAAGGGCCUAGACCGCGAGCAGGCAGCGCUGCACCACCUGGUUCUCACAGCUGUGGACGGGGGCAGUCCAGCCCGCUCGGGCACGGCACAGAUCUCUGUGCGCGUCCUGGACACUAACGACAAUUCUCCCACCUUCGACCAGUCCACUUACCGCGUCCAGCUCCGGGAGGACGCCCCCCCAGGCACGCUGGUGGUGAAGCUGAAUGCCUCGGACCCGGAUGAGGGCUCCAACGGCGAGCUCAGGUACUCCCUGAGCAGCUACACGUCGGACCGGGAGAGGCAGCUCUUCAGCAUCGAUGCCAGCACUGGCGAAGUGCGGGUAAGUGGAGCACUGGAUUACGAGGAGGCCUCUUCCUACCAGAUCUAUGUGCAGGCGACCGACCAGGGGCCCGUGCCCAUGGUGGGUCACUGCAAGGUGUUGGUGGACAUCGUGGAUGUGAAUGAUAAUGCACCAGAGGUGGUGCUCACGGACCUGUACAGCCCAGUGCCUGAGGACGCUGCCUCCAACACCGUUGUGGCCCUCCUCAGUGUCAACGACCAGGACUCGGGCCUCAACAGGAAGGUGAGCCUGGGCCUGCAGGCCUCACUGCCCUUCCGACUGAAUGGCUUUGGAAGCUCCUACACGCUGGUGGUGAGCGGUCCUCUGGACCGGGAGCGGGUGGCUGCCUACAACAUCACGGUGACAGCCGCGGAUGGGGGAGUACCACAGCUCACAUCCCAGCGGACGCUGCAGGUUGAGAUCUCUGACAUCAAUGACAACCCACCCAGCUUCCAACAGGACUCCUACUCCAUCUACAUCGAGGAGAACAAUUUGCCAGGGGUGUUGCUCUGCACUGUGCAAGCCACAGACCCGGAUGAAAAGGAGAAUGCGGAGGUGACCUACUCCCUCCUGGAGAGGGAGGUUCAAGGGCUCCCGGUCACCGCCUACGUCUCCGUUAACAGUGCCAGUGGCAGCCUUUAUGCUGUCAACUCCUUUGACUAUGAGAAGUUUCGGGAGUUCUUUGUGACUGUGGAGGCCCAGGACAAGGGGAGUCCACCACUGAGCAGCACUGUGACCGCCAACGUGUACGUGGUGGACACGAAUGACCAUGCCCCUCACAUCCUGUACCCUACCUCAACUAAUGCGUCAGCAGCCAUGGAGAUGGUGCCUCGAACUGCCCCUGCUGGUUAUCUGGUCACCAAAGUCAUAGCCAUGGACUCAGACUCUGGCCAGAAUGCUUGGCUCUUUUACCAUCUGGCCCAGACGUCUGAGCUGGACCUCUUUAAAGUAGAGCUACACACAGGAGAAAUUAGGACUACCAGGAAGAUGGGAGAUGAGAGUGGGACGACUUUCAACCUGACGGUGGUGGUCCGCGACAAUGGCGAGCCGUCACUGUCGUCCUCCGUGGCCAUUACAGUGGCUGUGGUGGAGAGAGUCUCCAGAAUCCUCCCUGAUACUCAGAGACAUGUUAAGAGUCCUCGGACAUACUCUGAAAUUACACUCUAUCUAAUCAUAGCAUUAAGCACAGUGUCUUUUAUAUUCCUUUUGACAAUCAUUGUUUUGAGCAUCAUCAAGUGCUACCGUUACACCGCGUUCGGGACCGCGGGCUGCGGGGGCUUCUGUGGAGUGAGGGAGCGGUGCCCCGCUGAACUAAACAAACAGGCCAACAACAAUAUCGAGGCCAGGAUACCUCAUGGCCUCAAGGUGCAGCCACACUUCAUUGAAGUGCGCGGGAAUGGCUCCCUCACCAAGACCUACUGCUACAAGGCCUGUCUGACAGCAGGCUCAGGGAGUGACACUUUCAUGUUUUAUAACACAGGGGCACAGACAGGACUGGGGCCCGGGGGAGCCCAAGCAGCUGCGAGUGAGAGCAGGCACCUCACAGGCCAAAGUGGGCAGAGUGCCGGGAACCUGAUCAUUCUAAAAAACGAUGCUGUUUCUCAGAACGAGCCGCGACAGCCCAACCCUGACUGGCGUUACUCCGCCUCCCUCCGAGCAGGAAUGCACAGCUCUGUGCACCUAGAGGAGGCUGGCAUCCUACGGGCUGGUCCAGGAGGGCCUGAUCAGCAGUGGCCAACAGUAUCCAGCGCGACACCAGAACCGGAGGCCGGAGAGGUGUCCCCUCCAGUCGGCGCUGGUGUCAACAGCAACAGCUGGACCUUUAAAUACGGACCAGGCAACCCCAAACAAUCUGGUCCCGGUGAGUUGCCAGACAAAUUCAUUAUCCCAGGAUCUCCUGCAAUCAUCUCCAUCCGGCAGGAGCCUACUAACAGCCAAAUUGACAAAAGUGACUUCAUAACCUUCGGCAAAAAGGAGGAGACCAAGAAAAAGAAGAAAAAGAAGAAGGGUAACAAGACCCAGGAAAAAAAAGAGAAAGGGAACAGCACGACUGACAACAGUGACCAGUGAGGUCACCUCACGGAAACAAGCCACUUAGCCAGUUUUUGUAAUAAUGGCAAAUCUCUCCCAUGUAGCAACUGCCCACUCCCUUCUCCUGUCUCCAUGAGCCCUCUCCUAUAGACCUCAGAAAUCUGCAGAAAGUGCCCUGCGUCUGUGUAGAUCACAUUGAACAGGUUUUGUCUUAAAAGCUUUACUAAGUCUGGUGUUAACUCUUUCUCUCCAUUCUGGCUUGUUUUCAGAACCUAAAAAGCAGACCCAAGUUUCCUUUCUCCUCCGCCGAAAAGGAGAGGCUUCCCAGUCCCGCCAGUGAGAGGUUGGACUCUCUGCCCUGUGUUCCGGGGAUGCUGUCUUGAUGACACUUGCAGGGCAGGCUCACAGGCUUUGAGAUUGAGCAGCUUGGGUGUCGGUGGCCACUGGCUUUGUGUGGUCACGGGUGGUGCGUGAGCGCCGGACAUCGGCUGGGAGGGGCCAGAUGAGACUUAGUUGGCACGAGGAGGGCUGCUGGGAAGAAAGGCAAAGGAACAGCGGGGGUUGCCAAUCCAGGGGGGAUCGCGAAACGAAAAGGGACCAGGCUGUCUAAAUCUUACAACUCAAGAGGCAGUGGCCACCUUCCCCCACUGACGAGGCUCUAGGAGGCCUCGAAUCUGUCGGCUGUGGUGUCAUGGUCCCUAAAACCCGCAUUACACCAAGCCAACAGUUCAAUGAUGAAUGGGGCCGACCAGGGUGACCGAAGCAGAUCUGAGGUGUUUGCUGUGGAUGUCCUUGUGCUCACUUUACUACAAAUUCUUUUGCACACAAUGUUUAUGAAAAGGCCAGAUCCUUUUCCAACACAUAUGCAAAAGCAAACGUGAAAGAAAACCCCAGCACCUCACUUUAUGCUGUUUGUUGUUUGAUAGAUUUAUUUAAAAAAGAGAAAAAUCUAUAACUAUAAAUCUUUAAAGAGAAAUAUGAUGACUACAGUUCCCCUCAACUCUCCUCAAAAGAGAAUCCAGUCUACAGCCAUUUAAAUGACGUUGCUGCUACAGAAGUGCUUUAAGAGAAUUGCCUGAAACAUCUGUAUUAUACUGGACACCUGCCAAUCACAGCUUUACUCUUUCAGGUCACUCUGGGGCUGCCUCUUGCAUGUAUUAAUUACUAAAUAAAAGGAUCUCUCUCUCUCUCUCUCUCUCUCUUUUCUAAGAAACAAUUCUGUGCACUUUGAAUACACAACCUUCUCUAGCCAACUAUAUCAAUACCCCAAAAUUGAAGAAAAAUCAUUGUUUUCUCAUACACACAGUGAGCCGACUUUUUAACCCUCGAAUUCUGUGGUUUGUCUUGGUGUGCUAGCCCACACCUUUUCUUUGGCUUAGUUUGCCUUUUUUAGAACACUCUGAAUUGCUAAUCUUGCUAACACCUAUGAUGUUACCUGAAAUCAAUCUCCCAUAUGUAUGCUGUAUGCUAUUAUAAGACUCCUGAAAUAUACUUACUCUGUGCUUGUGUAUGUGAAUGUUAAUGCAACUAUUACCUAGAGUGAACUUUAAGCUUUAUUGUUGAAUGUAAUUCCAUUAUAUUUCCUUUU